UGGAAAGAUUUAUAUACUGACUGUAUUAUUUACUUUGGGAGGGGAGGUGGCAGUAUAAGGGUAUGCUAAUUAGUGGGAGAUUUUGGGGGGAAGGGGUGGAAUAUCAAUUUUUAUUGCAUCACCUGUCAGGAGUGUCCAAUCAGCGUUGGCUUUAGGGGAAUUAAUUGAUGAAGGUGUCUCCGGACGAGCUCGCUUCACUCUGUCAUUUUAUUUGUAGCUAAAGCAGCGGCGGGAAUAGCAGCUGCAUUUCUUUUCUCUUUCUGCCUUCACAUUCCAUUAUCACAGUGCUCCAAUGGAGAAAGAAGAAAUAGAGGGGCCCAGGUACUGAUCUGCAGCGAGGACUCAGACCAACACACACACUGGCAGAUCAGAAACCGGAUGGUUUUUUCCCUCUUUUUGAAAAAAACGAAAACCAAAAAAAAAGCAAGAAUCAAGUCAGUGUAAUUUCAUGGGGUUUUUCCUCCCCCCCUUCCAUAAUUUCGCCUAGAGUUUGGCACUCCCUUCGCCGGGAAUAACAGUCUUUGUUAUUUUAUUAGCAGGAUGCCUUGAGACACACGCAGCAUCUGGCGGAGGAUUAACAUACAUCCAUGUGUAUGUAUGCGUCACGUAUAUAUUUCCUGCAAAUGGUGGGGAUCCUUUAGUGCCCGAGAUGGGAGACCUGAAGUCAGGUUUUGAAGAGGUGGAUGGCGUGAGGCUCGGCUACCUCAUCAUUAAAGGCAAGCAAAUGUUUGCCCUUUCCCAAGUCUUCACAGAUCUGCUGAAAAACAUCCCGAGGACGACCGUGCACAAGCGCAUGGAUCAUCUGAAAGUGAAAAAGCACCACUGCGAUCUGGAGGAGUUGCGAAAACUCAAGGCCAUCAACAGCAUCGCCUUCCACGCCGCCAAAUGCACGCUCAUCUCCCGGGAAGACGUGGAAGCGCUCUACACCUCCUGCAAGACCGAGCGCGUGCUCAAGACCAAGCGCAGGAGGCUCGGCCGGGCCCUGGCCACUACCCAGGCGCCUCUGUCGCCGCCGCCCGCCGCCGCCAGCGCGCUGACUCUGGUCAACGGAUUCUGCACGCCUCCCCACCACCACCACCACCACCAUCACCACCACCACCAUCACCACCACCGUGCCCAGCAGCAGCAGCAGCAGCCGAAUCACCACCACCCCCCUCACCACCACCGGCCGCAGCCCCAUCUCGGCAGCUUUCCCGAGAGUUGCAGCAGCGACUCCGAGUCCAGCUCCUACUCGGAUCAUGCAGCCAACGACUCGGAUUUUGGCUCCAGUUUGUCCAGUUCAAGCAAUUCCAUGUCCUCGGAGGAAGAGGAAGGAGAGGAGGAGGAGGAUGAGGAGGAGGAGGAAGAGGGGGGCAGUGGGGCCUCGGAUUCCAGUGAAGUCAGCUCAGAGGAGGAGGAAGAGGAGGAGGAGGACUCGUCCACUGAGUCGGACUCCAGCUCCGGCUCCAGUCAAGUGUCAGUGCAGAGCAUCCGUUUCAGGCGCACCAGCUUCUGCGAGCCGCCCAGCGUGCAGGCGCAGGCCAACUUCUUGUACCAUCUGGCCUCUGCCGCCGCUGCAACCAAACCCGCUGCUUUCGAGGAUGCCGGCAGACUUCCCGACCUCAAGAGCAGUGUCAAAGCGGAGUCCCCCGAGGAGUGGAAUCUGCAGAGCUGGGCCCCCAAAGCGUCUCCGGUGUACUGCCCGGCCGGCCUGGGCAGUUGUUUCCCAGAGAUAAGGAACGAUAGGGUAUCUGAGAUUACAUUCCCACACUCUGAAAUUUCCAGUACUGUAAAGAGAACUGACCUGACGAUUAACUGCUUGGCAGAGGGGGCCUCUUCACCUAGCCCAAAGACAAACAAUGCAUUUCCACAACAAAGAAUAUUCCGAGAGGCUAGGAAAUGCCUACAAGCAACUCCUGCUACACACUGUGUAGAUAACAACACAAUAGCUACUAGGUUCUUCAAUAAUGAGGCUUUGGGAGCAGCAGAACAUUCCGAAAAAGAUUCCAAAAUCCCUCAUUGUCCAGAAUUUGCUACAGAUUUGCCCUCCUCACAAACUGAUCCCGAAGUGGAUUCAGCAGCAGCAGCUAAAGUCGAGAAUCCCUGCACUGACACAGGCGACAAGGCAUUGCCAUUUCUGCACAAUAUUAAAAUCAAAGUAGAAGACAAUAGUGCUAAUGAAGAAUAUGAACCUGACCUUAUUACAAAUAAGCUAAAGUGCGAGUGCAAUGAUACAAAGGGUGAGUUUUACAAUGUGACUGAAAAUAAAGAGGAGGACGCCUUGUUAACCACAGCAAAGGAAGGGUUUGUAUGCCCUGAGAAAGAACCUCCUUCCUUAAACCCACUGGCUCAGAGUCAGGGCCUUUCCUGCACUUUAGGUUCUCCAAAACCUGAGGAUGGGGAAUAUAAAUUUGGUGCCAGGGUGAGAAAAAAUUACCGGACAUUAGUACUGGGAAAACGACCUGUCCUUCAGACACCUCCAGUCAAACCAAAUUUGAAAUCAGCUAGAAGCCCUCGUCCUACAGGUAAAGCUGAGACACAUGAAGGAACACUGGAUGACUUUACAGUUAUAAACAGACGCAAAAAGGUAGCCAGCAAUGUAGCAUCAGCAGUGAAAAGGCCAUUUAAUUUCAUGGCAAAUUUUCCUUGUCCACCAUCGCUCAUUAUUGGGAAGGAUGGGGAUUUGUGGCCGGCAUAUUCCUUAAACACUACUAAGGAUUCCCAACCUCACAAGGCCCAUCCUAUAUGGAAAUGGCAGCUGGGCGGUUCUGCAAUACCUCUUCCACCUAGUCACAAAUUCAGGAAAUUUAAUUCAUAAAAAUGUUUUGGAAGAUAUUUUCUUGAACCAUAUUACCUUCCUUUUGUUGUAAACUGCACAGGAUGGUUUGUACGAGUCCAUUAAUGGUGUUACACCCCCUUUGGAGUCCUGGUUUAUCCCAUUUUGAAGACAGAAAUCGGAUUACU
This is a messenger RNA of Octodon degus (degu), 2943 nucleotides long. RefSeq names its product SKI/DACH domain containing 1 (gene Skida1). Lineage: Eukaryota; Metazoa; Chordata; Mammalia; Rodentia; Octodontidae. The record is from RefSeq and is a predicted model, not a curated record.